Molecule: messenger RNA, 219 nt
Organism: Clunio marinus
Lineage: Eukaryota; Metazoa; Arthropoda; Insecta; Diptera; Chironomidae
Source: the annotation of a GenBank genome assembly
AUGAUAAGAAAUGAAAAGAAAGAACUCAAGAAACAAAGUUUUGAGAAGAUGGUGAGAUGUGACGACUCACUGCUUUCGCAAAUAAACUCACAUAAAACGGAACCAAAAACUUACAGGUUCAUACCUGAAGAAGAUUUGUGCAUAUCGGAAGGCAAUCCUAAUAAACUCAAGAUAACUUCUUCUUCGAGACUUGUGGCAGAGCUUUUAACUGAUGGAUAA